This is a messenger RNA of Thlaspi arvense, 1981 nucleotides long. NCBI's taxonomy places the organism in Eukaryota, Viridiplantae, Streptophyta, Magnoliopsida, Brassicales, Brassicaceae. The record is from the annotation of a GenBank genome assembly.
AGGGAUGAACAAUGGGCAAUCACUCUGGCACUCUCAGUCACCCAAAACUCCGACCACGAUGCUGGAUCGCGCGCUCUCCUCUCGCCGUCCUCACUCCGACGCCGAUCUCUCUGAAUCCGGUGAAUCCGGCACCGACGAAUCUAAGACCAAGCGGCCACACAUCUACCUCCUCGCCUCCAAUUUCCUCUCUCGGAUCGGACACCAGUGGUGGCCUUGCCUCAUCCUCGCUCUCCUCUUCCUCGUCCUUCUCUUCCUCAUCUCUCUGGCUUUCCACUCUAGCAGCUUCGUCUGCAUCUCCCGUUUCGAUCCCGCCGCUCGGAUCGGGUUCUUCGGCUUCGACGGCCUCGAAUCGGACUUUGGAGCCUUAGGCAGAUCGAAACAUGGAAAAGAAGUUGAGUGGACCUCCAAGGACUUACUCAAGGGCCUAGAAGAGUUUGUGCCGAUAUACGAAACACGGCCAAUAAAGAACAACAUGCACGGGAUGGGUUUUGAUCACAGCUUCGGGCUAUGGUUCAUGGCACGUCGGCUAAAGCCUGAGCUGAUGAUUGAGAGUGGUGCUUUCAAGGGGCAUUCCACUUGGGUUAUGCGGCAGGCGAUGCCAGACACACCGAUUAUCUCACUAACUCCAAGGCACCCGGAGAAGUACCUAAGAAAGGGACCUGCCUAUGUGGAUGGAAACUGCACAUACUUUGCAGGCAAAGAUUUUGUUGAUUUCGGAAGUGUUGAUUGGAAGAACGUGAUGAGAAAACACGGAAUCGCAGAUCUCAGCCGCGUUCUUGUCUUCUUCGAUGACCAUCAGAAUGAACUCAAAAGGAUAAAGCAGGCAUUGAAGGCGGGUUUUCAACAUCUCAUUUUCGAGGAUAACUACGAUACAGGAACAGGGGAUCACUAUUCCCUGAGACAGAUAUGUGAUCAGUCAUAUAUAAAAGGUGGCGGACACAGCUGUUUCAAAGACAGCGAUGAAGCGAGGAUUAGAUCAAAGAGGAAGAAGUUCUGGGAAAAGGCACUUGAUACAGAGGAACUGUGCGGGCCAGGUGAAGCAUGGUGGGGAGUUAGAGGAGAAAUGAGAGAUGACUUCAACCACAGUAACACACUGAUCUCAUACAACCAGCAUUUUCAAAACAGUCGGUACGUUGAAUCGGUUCUAGAUGUCUAUUGGGAGCUGCCUCCGGUUGCAGGACCUUCGUUGACCCAUCAGUCGCGGUAUGACCCUGCUCGUUCGACUCCACCGGUCGUGGAAGAUGGUAGGCACCGUUUGUUCCAACGGCUCGGUUUAGGUCGGCUCGAUAAGUCUGUGUUCAAUGGCUACACUCAAAUGGUUUACCUUCAGAUAUCUAAGCCCGGCAAUUUCGUGUACUGCAAAAGCAUUUUCAUCGUCUGUACUGUGGGAACCAUGGCGGAGAGAUGGACGAACACGGCUCUACUCGUGAUCGAUAUGCAGAAUGAUUUCGUCGGGGAAGGUUCUGUGAUGCAAGUGAAAUUCGGAAAAUCCAUAGUUCCUAAUGUUAUUAGAGCCGUCGAACUCGCGAGGCAGCGUGGCAUUCUCGUUAUUUGGGUUGUUCGAGAACACGAUCCUAAAGGAAGAGAUGUUGAGCUAUUCAGGCGCCAUCUCUACAACUCUGAGAAAGCCGGACCAGUUGUUAAAGGAACCGUGGGUGCAGAACUGGUAGAUGGAUUGUUCAUCAGAGAAGAAGAAGACUAUAAGAUAGUGAAAACCCGUUUCAGCGCCUUCUUUAGUACCAAUCUUCAUUCCUUCUUGCAAACGUCUGGUGUUACCAACUUAGUGAUUGCUGGUGUUCAAACGCCGAAUUGUAUCCGGCAAACGGCGUUUGAGGCAGUGGAGCUGGAUUAUCCAAAUGUGACUGUUAUUACAGAUGCCACAGCUGCUGCAACACCAGAGAUUCAUACCGCGAAUAUUCUGGAUAUGAAGAAUGUCGGCGUCAAGACUCCUACAUUACACGAGUGGUCCGAAGAAUUUGCU